Molecule: messenger RNA, 4036 nt
Organism: Cottoperca gobio
Lineage: Eukaryota; Metazoa; Chordata; Actinopteri; Perciformes; Bovichtidae
Gene: ano6
Product: anoctamin 6
Exons: 20
Coding region: 156-2915 (919 amino acids)
Biological process (GO): calcium activated phosphatidylcholine scrambling; chloride transmembrane transport; calcium activated phosphatidylserine scrambling
Cellular component (GO): plasma membrane
Molecular function (GO): protein dimerization activity; chloride channel activity
Source: RefSeq, a predicted model, not a curated record
UUGAGAAGAAAGUUGAUAUUGCGGAAUCCAUGUUGAAAAAAUAAAAGCAAGAAUGCGCCGAGGACGUAAAGCCAUUGUAAAUAUACAGUAGGCUGUGGGUGAAGUACAGUUUUUCUGUUGUCGUUGAUGGGACUGGAACCCCUCCGACAAGGACUAUGAGAGAUAACGACAUCUCCGAGAUGGACUCCGUGUAUGAGACAGAGGAGUUGGAGGGUGAUAUGGAAUUGGGCAUGAUAGACGAGGAUAUUGUUUACCCCCAGGAGUUUUUACCAACUUAUCACAGUAUUAUAGAAGGAGCAACAGUCACCAAAGCACAACUGGCAGAGUUUAAUGACAAACCAGACUCCCUAUUCUUCAACGAUGGUGUCAGGAGGAUCGAUUUCAUCCUGGUUUAUGAAGAUGAGGACAAAAAGGAUUUUGAGAAGAGGCACACAUUCCAGCGCCGCAAGAGGCGGCGGGAGUACUUUGAGGCCAGCCUGAUGAAGAUGGGCAUCGAGCUUGAGGCGACGACAUCUGUCAUAAAUGAGAAACUGCUGUUUGUGAAAGUGCACAUGCCGUGGGACGUGCUGUGCACCUACGCUGAGGUCCUGCACAUCAAGCUCCCCAUCCAGCCCAACGACCUGUCCUCCCGCCCCUCCCCGUGGCGCUUCUUCUCCUGCAUCACCAAGCACUUCUACCCCAACGAGAACCUGAUCACCAAGGAGACGGAGUUCUUCACCGCCCCCUUUGAGAAAGACCGUCUGGAGUACUUCUGCGUGAGCGACAAAGAUGUCUUCUUCACUGCGUCCAUGAGGAGCAGAAUGGCAUAUUACAUCCUGAGUCGUGCCCCCUAUGAAAUACGAGGGAGCAUAAAGAAGUUUGGCAUCACCAAACUGCUGGAUGGGGGAGUGUACAAAGCUGCCUAUCCCCUCCAUGACUCCAGGUUCAAUGUGAAGUCCAAAGAGGAGGGCUGCCCCAGCGAGAGAUAUCUGCUCUAUGAAGAAUGGGCUCAUCCCAAAAGCUUCUACAAGAUGCAACCACUAAACCUCAUUAGGAAGUAUUAUGGGGAGAAGAUCGGCAUUUACUUUGCCUGGUUGGGUUUCUACACAAUAAUGCUCGCUCUGGCUGCUGUUGUGGGACUGGGUUGUUUCAUCUAUGGAUACAGGACUCAAGAAACCAGCACCUGGAGCAAAGAGGUGUGCGACCCUGACAUUGGAGGAAACAUUGUGAUGUGUCCACAGUGUGACAAAGAAUGCAUAUACUGGAGGUUGAACAGCACCUGUCAAGCUUCGAAAAAACUUUGCAUAUUUGAUAACUUUGGAACCUUGGUGUUUGCAGUGUUCAUGUCAAUCUGGGUCACUUUGUUCCUGGAGUUCUGGAAGCGCUACCAGGCGGAGCUGGAGUACAUGUGGGACACUGUGGAGUUUCUGGAGCAGGAAGAGCCACCUCGCCCAGAAUAUGAAGCGAAGUGUAUUUAUGAGAGGAAAAACACUGUCACAGGGGUAAAAGAGAAAGUGCCCUAUACAGCCUGUGGACGAUGUGUUCGGGUGUCGAUAGGAAUUGGGACAGUCUUAUUCUGGAUUCUGUUGAUCCUGGCGUCCAUCGUGGCCAUCAUCGUCUACCGCCUGGCUGCAUUUUUUGCCUUCUCAGCAAAACUCCGCGCUCAGGACCUGAAGGAGCUGGAGCCCUUAAAGGAGUACGUGACGCCUCAGAUGGCCACCGCCGUCACAGCCUCCCUCAUCAGCUUCGUUGUAAUCAUGAUCCUCAACAUCCUCUAUGAGCGGGUGGCCAUCUGGAUCACCGACUUUGAGCUUCCACGGACCAAGACAGACUACGAGAACAGCUUGACCCUGAAGAUGUUCCUCUUUCAGUUCGUCAACUAUUACUCCUCCUGCUUCUACAUCGCCUUCGCCAAAGGGAAAGCAGUUGGCUUUCCUGGAAAUCCGGUUUAUCUCUUGGGGAAAUACCGUAACGAGGAGUGUGAUCCAGGGGGUUGUCUGAUCGAGUUGACGACUCAGCUCUCCAUCAUCAUGGGUGGAAAAGCCAUCUGGAACAACAUCCAAGAGGUCUUGCUACCGUGGGCCAAAAACUUAAUUUUCCGCUACUGCACUCGUACGGACUCAGAGAAGGUGAUUCCUCGCUGGGAGCAGGACUACCGGCUCCAGCCCUUUUCAAAACUAGGACUGUUCUAUGAAUAUCUGGAGAUGGUCAUCCAGUUUGGCUUUGUGACCCUGUUUGUGGCCUCCUUCCCUCUGGCUCCGAUCCUGGCUCUGGUCAACAACCUGUUUGAGAUUCGGGUCGAUGCUUGGAAAAUCACCACUCAGUUUCGCCGCAUCGUGCCAGAGAAGGCCCAGGAUAUCGGGGCCUGGCAACCCAUUCUUCAAGGCGUCGCUAUAUUGGCUGUUGCAACAAAUGCCAUGAUCAUCGCUUUUACGUCCGACAUGAUUCCACGGUUGGUCUACUACUGGUCUUUCUCUGUGUAUCCGUAUGGAGAUCACUUCAACAACACCAUGCAGGGCUACAUCAACAGCUCGCUGUCUAUAUUCAACAUCAACGACUUUUUGAACUCCAGCAAGCCCAUGAAGGCACCUUACAACAUCACCACUUGCAGGUAUCGAGAUUUUCGGUAUCCUCCAGGGCAUUUCAGGCAGUAUGAGUACACUGUCUACUACUGGCAUGUGAUCGCUGCCAAAAUGGCUUUUAUAAUCGUCGUAGAGCACAUUGUUUACCUCACUAAGUUCAUCCUGUCGUACGUGAUCCCAGACGUCCCGUACGCUGUCAAAGAGCAGAUCAAACGAGAGAAGUACUUGACCCAGGUUAUCCUCCACGAGACCAACCUCAAGCUGGUGACCAAACGUUUGAAACCGGUCAACGACGGGACUGUCAAGUUCGCCGAGGUGAACUUGACACACGAGGAGAUGGAACUUGAUUUCUGAAAGUGACAUGUAUGGAAGAAGAGACCAAACCAUACUGUAUAUACAGGACUACCCAGUUGUUUUGCAGCACUUACCCACAUGUGACCAAUACUGACCCCCACCUUGUGAACCAGUGACGAAAUUAAGACCCAGAACAAGUUUAUGGACUUUUGUGAUGGAAAAUAUGUACAUGGGUGGUUAUGAGACAAUGGGCCCCUGGGCACAGACAUGUCAAAGGCCCCGCCACCUCUUCUAGAUAGGAGACACCCAGACCUUUUUUACGCAUCUCUCUGGCUGUGGUUCUUUGUGAUCAUUUUAUGCCUCUUUGUAGUCAUUUUGUGUGUCUUUGUCGUUGUUUUGUGCUUUUUCAGUCGGUUUGAGUGUCUUUUUUGUCUCUUUGUAGUUAUUUUAAGUCUUUUUGUGGUCAUUUUGAGUCUCUUCCUGUUUGGUACUUGUCUGAAGGUGAAGGCCAGGGGGGCCCCUGACACUUUGGGCCCCUGGGCAUGUGCCCGGUAGAUUCAGUAAUCCAUCCAUGAAUGAGUAGCAACCAGUAAGAAAGAGGAUGUCUGAAGUUUCUUCAAGGGGCUGUUGGACAAAGAAAGGAGAAACCACUGUUGUAUAGUUUUACCCCUCUCCACUAUCCUCACACUCGGGCCAAAGCGUGUGAAAGGAAUCAAUCACCUCUAAGAGUGUCAUCAUCAAUUAAAAAAAUUAAAUGUUCCUCUUAGACUGACCAAUAUUACAGACAGGAUGUUUUGUAGCUGACGGUGCCAGCGCAAAAACAAGGUGUGGGAUAAGUGAUUUUUUUUGUGCCACCUCAUCAGCUCAUCGGCACUAAGUGUUCCUGUUUUGGGUUAGUGUUGGAGUUCAAUGCAAGUUGUUCAAAUCUGAAUCCAGUAUUGAAUUUUAAUCUAUUUAGAUUUAGGUUUUUAACUAUUUUAAACCACAAAAGUUAUAAAUAACUUGAUAUUCAAGCUAAAAAAAAACUCAAAUAUAAUGUUACAUCCAUGCAUCGUCUUCCACUUAUCCGGGAUCGGGUCGCGGGGGCAGCAGCUCCAGUAAGGAACCCCAAACUUCCCUUCUCCGGGCCACAUCCUCCAGCUCCGACUGGGGGAUCCCGAGGCGUUCCCAGUGAGGAGAUA